AAGUGACAAAAUAAACUGUCAUCUCGGACGUCUUGGGAAAAUGAUUAGACUAAUGAGCAUCAGAACAAGAGUACACAACGGACCAAAAUGUGAUGAUUUCUAGUCAAAUGAUUUGCUAGAGACUCAAGUAAAUUAGACGAAAACAUAUCCUUAAAUGGAGAGUCCAUCAUGCCUUGGGUGCUGUAUCAUGCUACAAGACCCCUACAUAAAAUGCAUAGACUGCCAGAAAGAGACAUUUUUAUGCACGCAUUGUUUUGCUGAUGGGUUAGAAAAAGAUGGGCACCAGAACAACCACGGUUACUCUGUCAUUAGGUAUGACUUUCCGAUAUUUGAAAAUGGAUGGUCAGCAAAUGAAGAAAUGAAAUUGCUCGAUGGUAUACAAGACUGCGGGCUUUCCAACUGGGAUGAUGUGUCCAAAAUGGUGCAGACAAAAACCAAAUCACAAUGUGAGACACAUUAUCUGAAAUAUUACAUCAGUAAUAUUAAGAAGCAGAUGCCAGAUCUACCUCUACCUGAAGUGUCAUACUAUCCCAGUCCAGUUAUGUUUAAAAUUAGCGAGGACCCUCCCCGACCACCACAAGGCUCUUCUAUGCAGACUGACAUGGCUGGUUACAUGUCAGCACGCGGGGAUUUUACGGUUGAAUAUGCAAAUUAUGCAGAACAUGAUCUUCGGGAUAUUUCUUUUGACGAUACAGAGGAGGACCCUUUAAUUGAUGAGGUGAAAUUGGCUGUGUUGGAUGUUUACCAAAAUUGUCUCAGAGAUCGACAAAGAAAGAAGAAAGUUAUCAGGGACUAUGGACUUAUCAGCAUCAAAAAACAUUUAGCCACCUAUAGAAGAUAUGAGAAAACGGGGAACAUGUACCCAUGUUUAGAGUCACUACAAGUUUUCACACGUAUGCUGCCACCUAUUGAGUUUGACAUGUACACCGAAGCGCUACUUCUACAAGCAGAGCUUAAGGAAGAAGUGCAACAUUUGCAAGAAUGUCGUAGAAAUGGUGUCGUAAAAAAGAGGGCAGCACGAGUCUUUAAAACCUUGAGACAAAGGCGAGAGAAAUUAAAAACAUCCCGAACAUCUUUAGAUGAUGUGUUGGUUCAUUUACAGGAUGAAGUUGCAUGUCAACAAUGGCUUCAUCGCCAGGCAACCUUAGAUCUGGCCACUAGGGGUGCUAAUAUAAUUUUACCUGCAGCACCACGACGCACAGCUCCACCAUUGGACAUUAUGGGGAUGCCAGGAUAUGAAAAACUCAAUCAGAAGGAGCGUGAGGUGUGUGCAAAUGUACGUCUAGUUCCAGAAUCAUUCUUAGAUUUCAAAGCAAUAUUGAUGAACGAAUACAAAAAGAUUGGCUACCUCAAGCUAGCUCAAGCCAGGAAUCUCAUUAAAAUAGACGUAAAUAAAACACGGAAAAUAUAUGAUUACUUAUUGGAUGAAAGUUUGAUAUCAACUACUCCAACUGCCCUGUGAUGAAUGGAGUGAUGUUUGACAAUAGGUGGCACUGAUGGUGAUAAUUAGUGCCCGAUUAUCAAGACCAAUUACAUGAGACUCGGAAAGUAUAGUGUUAUGGACAGACUCAUAUUCCUCUAAUUAUUAGCCACCAUGUCAAAAUUUUAUCACAAUUCCAUCUAUGGUAUUCCCUCUAAAUAGCGCACAUCUCCCUUUUUAUUGAUCACAUGUGAUGCAUGGAAAGUAAAAAAGGUAUACUUAUGAUAAUGACUAAUUAUAAGUAUGUAUUGAU
Owenia fusiformis is the source of this 1733-nucleotide messenger RNA. The record is from the annotation of a GenBank genome assembly. Lineage: Eukaryota; Metazoa; Annelida; Polychaeta; Sabellida; Oweniidae.